Messenger RNA from Felis catus (domestic cat), 423 nucleotides. Its product is annotated as ragulator complex protein LAMTOR1-like. The transcript is spliced from 2 exons. Lineage: Eukaryota; Metazoa; Chordata; Mammalia; Carnivora; Felidae. Gene Ontology annotation, cellular component: lysosome; Ragulator complex. Gene Ontology annotation, biological process: positive regulation of MAPK cascade; regulation of receptor recycling; cellular response to amino acid stimulus. Bases 1 to 423 code for a protein of 140 amino acids. Gene Ontology annotation, molecular function: guanyl-nucleotide exchange factor activity; molecular adaptor activity. The record is from RefSeq and is a predicted model, not a curated record.
AUGCCAUGCCUGACCCCAGCCCUGGGGUGCCGCUACAGCAGCGAGAACAAGGACUGGGACCAGGACGGAGAGGGGCGGAGGCUGCUGCUGGACCCUAGCAGCCCCCCUGCCCAAGCCCCCGAUGGAGCUGAACCCAGUUCCCACAGCCUGCCUUCCGCUCACACUGACGAGCGGGCCCCGCUCUCGUCUGUCCCGGCUAAGACAGCCGGCAACGUCACCGAGCCUGCUGAGGGCUCCCGGGGCCUCCCAGGGCGAACAGCAGCACCAGCACAUGGAGCUGGCAGGCAGUUCAGCGCCCACCUGGCUGUGCUGAGCAGCAGCCUGACCCGCAGGAAAAUGCAGCUGCCGCUGUCCUCUCACGCCAGCCAGCCCCACCAAGUGCCGGCCGGCGAGCCCAUCCCUUCUCCGACUUACAGCUGCUGA